This is a messenger RNA of Rotaria sordida, 960 nucleotides long. The record is from the annotation of a GenBank genome assembly. Lineage: Eukaryota; Metazoa; Rotifera; Eurotatoria; Philodinida; Philodinidae.
AUGGUGCAUCAUUUCCACAACAAUUUUUCCCAACAAAAUCAAAUUAUAACUGUUCCAGCACCCAAAGCAAUUGUUGCUGCAGUAGCAAAGAACAGUGAUACAUCAAAUUCAUUAAAACCCAAUGAAGAAUUUGGUGUUUUAGGAAGAAUUGGUAUUGGUUUAGCUAUUAUUGGUGGUGUGAUUAAUUGUACGCUUUAUAAUGAUAAAUAUGAAAAGAUUAAAAAAAACCUUGUUUUCUUUAAAUUUGAAUAUAUUCUAGUUGAUGAUGGUCAUCGAGAUGUUAUUUUUGAACAUUUUCAAGGUGUUAAACUAGAUGUUAUUGAAGAAGGAACUCAUUUUAUGAUUUCAUGGCUUCAUAGACCAAUUAUAUUUGAUAUUCGUACACGACUACGAUCUGUUCCAUCAAUAACAGAAAUAAAAGAUUUACAAACAAUUAAUAUAACAUUACGUAUUCUUUAUCGACCAAGAGCUGAACUUUUACCAAAAAUUUUUUGCAAAUUUGGUUUUAAAAUCUGUUGUACUAAGUCUCAAUUUGAUGCUUUUGAAUUGAUUACACAACGUACACUUAUUUCUCAACGUGUUAGUGAAUUAUUAACAGAACGUGCUGCUCAAUUUGGUUUAUUACUUAAUGAUAUUUUAAUUACACAUUUAAGUUUUAGACCUGAAUUUGCAAGUGCUGUUGAAUUAAAACAAGUUGCACAACAAGAUGUUGAAAAACAACGAUUUUUAGUCGAAAAAACGGAACAAAGUCGUCAAGCAAAUGUUAUUGCAGCAGAAGGUGAUGCUCGUGCAGCUGAUUUGAUUGGCAAAGCUUUAGAUGAAGUUGGUGAUGGUUUGAUCGAACUUCGACGAAUUGAAGCCGCUGAAGGUAUUACAAAUCAAUUAUCAAAAUCAAGAAAUAGCGUCUAUUUACCACAUGGUCCUCAAAUGUUACUUAACAUUACUGGUGCUAUGCAAUAA